Messenger RNA from Gamsiella multidivaricata, 3226 nucleotides. Its product is annotated as putative endoplasmic reticulum calcium ATPase. Gene Ontology annotation, molecular function: ATP binding; P-type calcium transporter activity; ATP hydrolysis activity. Lineage: Eukaryota; Fungi; Mortierellomycota; Mortierellomycetes; Mortierellales; Mortierellaceae. The transcript is spliced from 3 exons. Gene Ontology annotation, cellular component: membrane. The record is from RefSeq and is a predicted model, not a curated record. Bases 144 to 3029 code for a protein of 961 amino acids. Gene Ontology annotation, biological process: intracellular calcium ion homeostasis; calcium ion transmembrane transport.
GUCAUAUUCAAUCAUGGAUCACAUCGAACAACACAAUCGUUAUUCGGGAUCUUGCAUGUGGAUCGCGGGCGGAUAUUUUCCCUCAAUCGACGAUUUUGAAUCUACUAGAACUCCCUGAGGAGGAUCCCACCCCCCUGUGGGAGAUGAUUUUGGAACAGUUCAAGGAUCAACUCGUUAUCAUCCUUCUUGCCGCCGCCGCUAUCUCGCUCGUCCUCGCCGUCUUGGAAGAGGACAACUCUGGCACCGCCUUUGUUGAACCCAUUGUCAUUCUGUUGAUCUUGAUUGCAAACGCUGCUGUUGGUGUUAUCCAGGAAUCGAACGCUGAGAAGGCAAUUGAGGCCCUGAAAGAGUAUUCUCCCCAUGAGGCCAAGGUUCUCCGUAAUGGUUCCAUGUCCAAGGUUUAUGCGACAGAUAUUGUCCCCGGUGAUAUCAUUGAGGUUGCUGUCGGUGACAAGAUCCCUGCCGAUUGCCGCGUUAUCGAGAUCAACUCCUCCAACUUCCGUAUCGACCAGGCCCUCUUGACUGGAGAGUCUGUUUCCGUUAACAAGGUUACCGAUGUUGUUGCCGAUGCCCGUGCUGUCAAACAGGAUCAGAUCAAUAUGUUGUUCUCUGGUACGACCGUUGUCCUUGGAAAGGCCAAGGCCAUUGUUGUCCAGACUGGUUCGGAUACUGCCAUCGGUGACAUCCACAAGUCGAUCACUGCCCAGAUCUCGGAAAAGACUCCUUUGAAGCGCAAGUUGGACGAUUUUGGUGACGAUCUCGCUAAAGUCAUCUCCGUCAUCUGUAUCCUCGUCUGGUUGGUCAACAUCCGCCAUUUCAACGAUCCUGCUCACCAGGGCUGGCUCAAGGGCGCCAUCUACUACUUCAAGAUUGCUGUCGCUUUGGCUGUCGCUGCCAUUCCCGAGGGUCUGUCUGUCGUCAUCACCACCUGCCUUGCCCUCGGUACCAAGAAAAUGGCCAAGAAGAACGCCAUUGUCCGCUCUUUGCCUUCGGUCGAGACUCUUGGAUGCACCAGCGUUAUUUGCUCUGACAAGACUGGAACUUUGACAACCAACCAGAUGAGCGUCGCCCGUGUCACGGUUGUCGAUAACUCAACUGGACACAUGGCCGAGUACCAGGUCCAGGGAUCCAGCUUCAGCCCCGUCGGUGAUAUCUUGAACGCUGAUGGCAAGAUCGUCCCUUCCUUGUCCACCGUCUCCCAGACCUUGAACGAACUGGCUCAGAUCUGCGCAGUAUGCAAUAACUCGUCCAUUGCCUACAAUGCUGACACCGAUACCUAUACCAACGUUGGAGAGCCCACCGAGGCUGCUUUGAAGGUUUUGGUUGAGAAGAUGGGAACUGACGAUGUCAACGUGAACUCAACCCUCGACUCUCUCUCUGCGCAAAAGCGUGUUGAUGCCUGCAACCAGUACUGUUCCGAGCGCAUUAACAAAUUGGCUACAUUGGACUUUUCGCGUGACCGCAAGUCGAUGAGUGUUUUAGUGACCAGACCCUCGAACGAUCGCCGCUCGACCCGCUCUGGUGCCACCACUGCUGCCACUGCCUCGCUUCUUGUCAAGGGUGCGCCCGAGUCCGUCUUGGAGCGUUGCACAUCGGUUCGUCUUUCUGCUGGCGGUGAGGUUGUUCCCUUGACAGCCGCUAUCCGCGCCACUAUCAUGGAGAAGGUCCUGGACUAUGGUGAGGGACAGGCCCUUCGCUGCCUCGGUCUCGCUGUUGUCGAAAACCAAUCGCCCGACCUGAACGACUGGGACUUGAAGAACCCUGAGGACUUUUACAAGUACGAGCAGAACAUGACCUUUAUCGGCUUGGUUGCCAUGUUGGACCCUCCUCGUCCUGAGGUUGCUGAUGCCAUUGCCAAGUGCAAGACAGCUGGAAUCCGCGUCAUUGUCAUUACUGGAGAUAACAAGAACACCGCUGAGUCGAUCUGCCGCAAGAUCGGCGUCUUUUCGAGAGAUGAGGACUUGACCGGCAAGAGCUAUACUGGACGCGAAUUCGACGAUUUGAGCGAGAAGGAGCAGCUCUUGGCUGUUUCCCGCGCCAGCCUUUUCUCCCGCACUGAGCCGACCCACAAGAGCAAGUUGGUUGAUCUGCUUCAGAGUAUGGGCGAGGUCGUUGCCAUGACUGGAGAUGGUGUCAACGAUGCCCCCGCUUUGAAGAAGGCUGAUAUUGGUAUCGCUAUGGGAUCGGGCACGGAUGUUGCCAAGUUGGCUGCGGACAUGGUUCUUGCUGAUGACAACUUUGCCAGUAUCGAGGCUGCUGUUGAGGAGGGUCGCUCGAUCUACAACAACACCAAGCAGUUCAUCCGCUACUUGAUCAGUUCCAACAUUGGCGAGGUCGUUUCGAUUUUCUUGACUGUGCUCCUGGGCAUGCCCGAGGCCUUGAUUCCUGUUCAGCUUCUUUGGGUCAACUUGGUCACGGAUGGUCUGCCUGCAACUGCCCUCGGAUUCAACCCACCCGACCAUGAGAUCAUGCGCCAGCCUCCUCGUAACUCUCGUGAGCCCCUUGUCGGCGGCUGGCUGUUCUUCCGUUACAUGGUGAUUGGAUGCUACGUCGGUGCCGCCACCGUCUUUGGAUAUGCCUGGUGGUUCAUGUUCUACUCGCAAGGGCCCCAUAUCAGCUUCUACCAGCUGUCGCACUUCCACCAGUGUAGCUCGCUCUUCCCUGAGAUUGGAUGCCAGAUGUUUACGGACUUUAUGUCGAAGAAGGCGACGACCAUGUCGCUCUCGAUCUUGGUCACCAUCGAGAUGUUCAACGCCAUCAACUCUUUGUCGGAGAACGAGUCGUUGUUGACUCUUCCCCUCUGGAACAACAUGUACUUGGUCUUCUCGAUUAUCCUCAGCAUGGCCCUUCACUUUAUGAUCCUUUACGUUCCCUUCUUCUCGAACUUGUUCAUGAUCCUUCCUUUGAACGUGGAGGAGUGGAAGGCUGUUGUCUAUAUCUCGCUGCCAGUCAUCGCGAUCGAUGAGGUGCUCAAGUUCAUCAGCAGGACCUUUAUUGCACCCCCUGCCAAGAAGCUGAAGCAGGAAUAGAGAUCCAGCAUUAGGAUUAGAGAGCGAUAGACUUGAACGACACGACCACCGACCCUGGACAUGUGCGCGACACGAAUGGUCAUGUACAACGGGAAGGAGGGAGAGGAAGAUAAUUUUUUUACUGCUAGAGUGGUGUUGAAACGAAGUAAUGCAGGUGUGCGGCCUCUUGCAAGUGCCCGAGUCUGCAGUGUAGAGUC